UGGUUGGGCUUGGAUGAUCAUCGCCAUUGUGGUCUUGGUCGUGGUCGUGGUCGUGGUCGUGGUCGAUGUGGUGAUCACUGUCGCUGUGGCCCGGGGCGCCAUACAUCGCAUCUAGCGAGCACGAUGAAGGAUCGUGCAAGACUGAUGGUUUAGUCAGAGCAUGGUUGGGCUUGGAUGAUCAUCGCCAUCGUGGUCUUGGUCGUGGUCAUGGUUGCCAUCGCCAUCAGCUGCCGCCGCGUCAUUGCCAACGCGGGAGGUGUGGGCCGAGCCGAGUUGCGUUGAUUGCCGAGGGCGACGGGGACGGGGACGGGGAGCACCACUGCACGCCACGAGCCAUGUCGGCCAGAGUUGGAGGGGCUACAGAAGAGUGUGCGCGCGAGGUGGCGCUGCCGUGUCGGGUCUCGUACACGAGGGCAGAGGACGGGCGGGAGGAUGUGACGCAUGUGUUUGAGCUGGUCGUCCCGGGAAACUAUGCCGUCCGCCCCAUGAUGCUCUCGGUCAACGGGGGCAUCUUUACCGCUAAUCCGGCGCAGAUCGGUCCGUCUGGUGAGCCCAUUGGCGAAUCUGAGGCUCUGCUCCUGGUCGAGGCAUGGACAACUCGACCGGAGGAGCUGGCAACUGCACUGGCCGAUGCAAUCGAUGCGAGACUGGCUGCCGGUCCCACACCCGCCAUGGGCGCAAACGAGCUGCCGGGCUGUGUGGUGAUGUGAUGAAGCAAGCGGACAGGCGCAACAAAACCGAGCGUGAGAACGGGAGCUACCGCCGCCGCGAGCUGAACGACGACGAAGAAGCGGUGACUUCCUCGACAGCAGCGAGAUCCGAGUUACUGGCGGCGGCAGCAGCGGAAGCGUUGAGCGCCGGCAGGGCGCGGACAAAGUCGGCAAUGGUAUCAAAGUAGCUUUCGAGGCCCAUA
Messenger RNA from Thecamonas trahens ATCC 50062, 913 nucleotides. RefSeq lists its product as uncharacterized. The transcript has a single exon. Bases 336 to 710 code for a protein of 124 amino acids. Lineage: Eukaryota; Apusomonadida; Apusomonadidae. The record is from RefSeq and is a predicted model, not a curated record.